GGCAACCACUCUGAUAUCUCUCUCAAAACCCUCCAAUUCGGGACCACAACACAGACUGGGGCCAUCGUAGGCCUUUUCGGCAUCUCCGGCGCGCAGUUGGCGCAUUAAAACAAAGAAAAGAAGAUUGCGAAAAAGACGUUUCCCCCCAUUCGCAGCAUGAAUGGGCUCAGCUGCUCGAACGCUUCCUGGUCGCUGCUUAGGGCUGCGGCGAGGGGCAUUUCGAGGCAGGCUGGAACGUGCUCGACCUCGACCUCGAUAGCGAAGAAUGGCGCGGCUACGACAGUUUCACGAUGGAUGUCAUGCUGCGCUUUACAGACUCCCGAGAGAGGGGUGUUGAGGCGGACCGAAUGGGCGGGAUUGAAGGCGUGCAGGAAGCUUGAUGGUGGUCGCCGGACGUUCUUUGGGCCAAAGAUCAUCCGGGAUUAUGAGGAGCUUCCCAAGGGCUAUAGGGACCAAGCUGGGCUUGCCUUUAGCGGAAGGGAUCUGUCAGCGGCGGAGGUCGACAAGAUAUUCGGUACGGGUAUCGGCGGUAAACGGGCGAAUCACUUGCUACGAAUCUUACACGGUAGAAGAGUGUCGGGAACGCUGGAAGACCCUGCCUUUGCGAUACAUACGGCGCAGUUUACGGAAGAGGAGAUUGCCAGGGCCUUGGCGUACCUGCGGAAAACGGUGCCGGUGGAGGAGAUUAGGAAUGCCGGCUUGAGAGCAGAGGACGAGCUGGAACAGAUGGAGCAGGAAAUGGAGCGGGCAGCCGAGAAGAAGGCAAAAGCCAACAAGGGGGAGGUCAAAGAGGAGGAGGAGGAGGAAAGCGCGGCUGAAGUCUACACGCCUGAUCCCAUCUACGGCCGGAGCAAGAUCGACGAGAUGCGAGCUCGGAACAAGGCCAGAGAGAAGGCCAGGGAAAAGGCUCUCGAAGAAGAGCGCAAGGCAAAAGAAGCUGUCGAAGGCGUUUCUGGUCCAUUGGCGAAGCGAGAUAACCAGGUCCGGGAGAUUACGAACCCUAAAGUGGCGGAAUACUACAAGGCUGCGCAGUCGGACAUGGAAGCACCACCGGAACUGAAGCCUUGGGAACGGAUUCUGCCCUCUGCGACUGUUGUGGCUCUGGUACUUGGAUUCUUCGCUGCGGUGGCCAUGGUCUAUGAGGAGCCCGCGCCGCGGUACAGACUGUUCCAGGAGGUAUCGACUGCGCACGCAACGGUGGGAGCUCUGAUUGCUAUCAACGCCCUGGUAUACUUGGGUUGGAGGGUUCCGCCCUUGUGGCGUCUCUUCAACAAGUACAUGAUCUUUGUUGUGGCGACGGUUCGGCCCGUCACGCUGUUCACUGCGGCGUUUUCGCACACAAAGCUCAGUCACUUGUUGGUCAACAUGGUUCCCCUGUGGUUCGUCGGAACGUGCCUCCACGACGAAAUUGGCCGCGCGGAUUUCCUCGCGCUGUACCUCGGCUGCGGCUCUGUCGGUUUCCUGGGCAGUCUGAUCACGUAUACGCUCAGGGGCUGGUUGACGGUCACGUCGCUGGGCGCCUCGGGAGCGACGCUGGGAUUGUGCUCGGCGUACUUUUGGGAGCAUCGCACGGAUGGAUUUAAGAUCUUUGGGCUGCCGCAAGACGGUGUCCAUGGCAUUGUGUUUUUGGCGUUGAUCACGGCGGUGCAAUUGGCUGGUUUGGGGAAGACGGUGAAGCUAAAGGUGGACAUUGCGUCGCACAUUGCUGGUAUUGUGGCUGGUAUAUUGGGAAUUGAGCUCUUGAAUAGGACGGAGAGGAGAAAAGCGCCUGUUGAGGGAGAUAAGACGGUGAUUGAUAUCUUGUCUGGAGAGACGAAGACGCAUGGGGUGGCUGGUGAGACGAAAUAGAGGCAUGGCUUUUGAUGCUAUAUAGAACUGCAUGUACUUAUGUAACAACACUACUUACUUUAUGACAUGAUCUGAGAAUUUCUGGAGGAAGUUGUAUGGGAG
Trichoderma asperellum CBS 433.97 is the source of this 1950-nucleotide messenger RNA. RefSeq lists its product as uncharacterized. Gene Ontology annotation, cellular component: membrane. Gene Ontology annotation, molecular function: serine-type endopeptidase activity. NCBI's taxonomy places the organism in Eukaryota, Fungi, Ascomycota, Sordariomycetes, Hypocreales, Hypocreaceae. The record is from RefSeq and is a predicted model, not a curated record.